AUGGUCUUCGUCAGACCUGCUCUCAUCGCUUCCGUGGCCGCCGCUACGGUGUCUGCCUUCACGGCGCCCAACACGCUUGAUGUCACCAAGCCAGAUUCCGUCAAGGCAGUUGCUCGCAGUCUUGCCUUUGGCGCCAUGUCAUACUACAACGGCAAUGUUUCCAGUGACCCAAAGAUGGUCGGUGACUUGCCAGAUCCGUACUACUGGUGGCAGGCCGGUGCCCUCUGGGGUAUCAUGGUGGAUUACUUCCGCUACACCGGCGACGCGACUUACAACGACGUGCUCACGCAGGCUCUGACGGCCACCGUGAACACCGGCCCGAACUUUGACUUCAUGCCACCGGAGCACGCCUUCGAGGAGGGAAACGACGACCUCGGCUUCUGGGGCUUCGCCGUCAUGGCCGCUGCCGAGGGGAACCUUACCCAGCCCAACGCCAGCGUGCCCUCCUGGCUCACGAUGGGGCGCAAUAUCUUCAACUCGCUCGCCACGCGCUGGAACAUGACGCACUGCGGCGGCGGCCUUCUGUGGCAGAUCUACGAGACCAACCCCAACGGCCUCAACUACAAGAACUCGGUCAGCAACGGCGGUUUCUUCCAGCUCGGCGCGAGGCUGGCCGCCGCCACGGGCGACGCCGCGUACGUCGCCUGGGCUAAUUACAUCUGGGACUGGUCCGUCAACGUCGGCUUCAUCGACCAGAACCUCAAGGUUUACGACGGCGCCGACUCCCGCGACAACUGCACCAAGACGAACUACUUGUCCUUCACCUACUCCACCGGCAUCUACCUCUACGGCGCCGCCGUCAUGGCCAACCACACCGGGGAUGCGGUCUGGAAGCAGCGCGCGACAAAGAUGUUGGAGACGGCGCGCUCGAGCUUCUUCUCCCCCGCCGCGAACAGCACGAACAUCAUGUACGAGCCCGCCUGCGAGCCGGUCAACACGUGCAACACGGACAUGAAGUCAUUCAAGGGCUACUUGUCCCGUUUUCUCUGGAAGUCGGCCAUCGUCAUGCCCGAGCUCCUCCCCGCCGUCAGGGAGAUCCUAGUCCCGUCCGCCCUCGCCGCGGCCAACGUGUGCGAGGCCACGGAGACGAAUGUGGUGUGCGGCCAGAAGUGGUACGUGGGCGGCAACGACGGCAGCCUGGGCCUCGGCCAGACCAUGAGCGCCCUCGAAGUCGUCCAGGGUCUGGUCGCCAGUCAGUAG
Messenger RNA from Colletotrichum graminicola M1.001, 1200 nucleotides. RefSeq names its product glycosyl hydrolase family 76. The coding region runs from base 1 to 1200 and encodes 399 amino acids. NCBI's taxonomy places the organism in Eukaryota, Fungi, Ascomycota, Sordariomycetes, Glomerellales, Glomerellaceae. The transcript has 3 exons. The record is from RefSeq and is a predicted model, not a curated record. Gene Ontology annotation, biological process: carbohydrate catabolic process; fungal-type cell wall biogenesis. Gene Ontology annotation, molecular function: mannan endo-1,6-alpha-mannosidase activity.